GCAGAGCUGGAGGGUGUGCAGGGAAACGCAGAGCUAGGAGGUGUGGGCCUCGGGUGAAGGGAGACCCAGCUCUUAGACCUGGGAGCCCAGACGAGGUGGAUCUGCCCACCUUGCAGCUUCCAGGUAGAUCCUUCUUGUGGCUCCAGAUGCUCUGGCGAAUGCAGGAAGGGGAGGCUCUUUUCUCCUUUGCACCCCAGCAAUCUGGAGUGCAAGACCGUUUGCGGGAGGGGGCUUAGUCAGCUGUUUCGAAGAGGCAGCCUCCCCUCCCUUUUAUCCACCAAGCCCCCUAUUUCCGGGUGGGGGCACGGUGACUGCCAAGGCCAGUAAGCACCUCACUUAACCCUUCUCUCCCUGAGGAGGUGCAUGCUCCUCUCCCAGAGGUGCCUUUGGCUGAGAGUGGAUCCCUGGUUCCUAGUAGCCCUAUAGGGAAACAUUUGGAGGUUGGGUGGGUUUGGAACCCUGUAAAACCUUUAGGUCCUCCCUGUUCAGACCUUCCACGUGCAGGCUUUUCUUACUUUCUCCGCGGGUGCCCUGCAGAGGACUCCUGCUGCCUUGUACCAGUUGGGAAAAAGCAAAAUUCAGAGCAGUUCCUUUUUCUGGGUCCCUCGCCUUGGCCACAUCGGAGGAAACGUCGACUCGCCAGGGCUCCCGGGAGAAAUCCCGAGGUCAGUCCCUCCCAUUCUAGGGCACCCCUGGAGCAGCUAGCUCCCUGCCUAGCGGUGGCAAACUCCAGAGCCCCAAGGAGCAGAACGGGGAUUCCCUGGGCGCAGGCUCCUGGUGCAGCUCCUGAGCACAAAGGCCACACCCUCACAGGCCAGGCCUGGUGAGAGAGCCGGGCUUCUUCAGAAGUACCUGGACACCUGAGGUGCCCAAGCAAGGAAAGAAAUAAUGAAGAGACACGUGUGUUAGCUGCAGCCUUUUGAACCACGCAAGAAGGAAAUCAAUAGUGUGGACACGGCUGGAACCAUUACCACGCUUGUUGGAGUAAAUGAGGAAUGGGCUCAUGAUUAUGCUGACAUUCCAGCAUGAAUCUGGUAGACCUGUGGUUAACCCGUUCCCUCUCCAUGUGUCUCCUCCUACAAAGUUUUGUUCUUAUGAUACUGUGCUUUCAUUCUGCCAGUAUGUGUCCCAAGGGCUGUCUUUGUUCUUCCUCUGGGGGUUUAAAUGUCACCUGUAGCAAUGCAAAUCUCAAGGAAAUACCUAGAGAUCUUCCUCCUGAAACAGUCCUACUGUAUCUGGACUCCAAUCAGAUCACAUCUAUUCCCAAUGAAAUUUUUAAGGACCUCCAUCAACUGAGAGUUCUCAACCUGUCCAAAAAUGGCAUUGAGUUUAUCGAUGAGCAUGCCUUCAAAGGAGUAGCUGAAACCUUGCAGACUCUGGACUUGUCCGACAAUCGGAUUCAAAGUGUGCACAAAAAUGCCUUCAAUAACCUGAAGGCCAGGGCCAGAAUUGCCAACAACCCUUGGCACUGCGACUGUACUCUACAGCAAGUUCUGAGGAGCAUGGCGUCCAAUCAUGAGACAGCCCACAACGUAAUCUGUAAAACGUCCGUGUUGGAUGAACAUGCUGGCAGACCAUUCCUCAAUGCUGCCAACGACGCUGACCUUUGUAACCUCCCUAAAAAAACUACCGAUUAUGCCAUGCUGGUCACCAUGUUUGGCUGGUUCACCAUGGUGAUCUCAUAUGUGGUAUAUUAUGUGAGGCAAAAUCAGGAGGAUGCCCGGAGACACCUCGAAUACUUGAAAUCCCUGCCAAGCAGGCAAAAGAAAGCAGAUGAACCUGAUGAUAUUAGCACUGUGGUAUAGUGUCCAAACUGACUGGCGUUGAGAAAGAAAGUAGUUUGAGAUUGCAGUAGAAAUAAGUGGUUUACUUCUCCCAUCCAUUGUAAACAUUUGAAACUUUGUAUUUCAGUUUCUUUUGAAUUAUGCCACUACUGAACUUCUAACAAACACUACAACAUAACAAACAAUUUUAGUUUAGAUGAUCCACCCCUUAACUGUACCCCCGAUGGUAUAUUUCUGAGUAAGCUACUAUCUGAACAUUAGUUAGAUCCAUCUCACUAUUUAAUAAUGAAAUUUAUUUUUUUAAUUUAAAACCAAAUAAAAGCUUAACUUUGAACCAUGGAAAA
Molecule: messenger RNA, 2128 nt
Organism: Pongo pygmaeus (Bornean orangutan)
Lineage: Eukaryota; Metazoa; Chordata; Mammalia; Primates; Hominidae
Gene: LRRC3B
Product: leucine rich repeat containing 3B
Exons: 2
Coding region: 1026-1805 (259 amino acids)
Molecular function (GO): protein binding
Source: RefSeq, a predicted model, not a curated record